Molecule: messenger RNA, 1420 nt
Organism: Sinocyclocheilus anshuiensis
Lineage: Eukaryota; Metazoa; Chordata; Actinopteri; Cypriniformes; Cyprinidae
Exons: 2
Coding region: 299-934 (211 amino acids)
Source: RefSeq, a predicted model, not a curated record
AUUUGUAUUUGUAUUUUUGUUUUCUAUUUGGGACAGGCAAUCCAGAUGUCUAAUGUGUCAUGUCACUAGAUGUCAUGUGACCUAAUCAGUGACUGAAGGAAUGCACGUGUUUUUUCUGUUUUAAUAAAAAUGCGCCAGUCAGAGCGACUGUGUGGUUGGUAAAGCCGUAUCUUCUCGUCUGUUAUUUAGCGUACUCUGUUAACAGGUUAUGGGCCCAGAGCAGAAUAGAAAACGUUUGGAGUGUUAAGACGCUGGGUAAAAGUCGCGACGGAUAUAGCGUGUACCCGAGUCUUUCAACAUGAGAAGAAGAGAAAAAGAAACCGUGACAAGCCGCUGGUCUCGAUUAGUCUUUGACGGAGACGAGAAAAACUACGAGCUAUGGGAGACAAAGUUUUUGGGCCAUCUUUAUUUGCAAGGACUGAAAGAGACUAUUUUAAGCGAGUCUUUUGAGGAAGACGAGGAAGAUACGGCGAAAAACGCCGAAGCCUAUGCAGAGCUGAUACAGUUCCUGGAUGACAAAAGUUUGUCGCUGGUUAUGAGGGAAGCAGCAGACGAUGGAAGAGCGGCAUUGAAGAUUCUUCGGGAAUAUUAUGCUGGCAAAGGAAAGCCUAGAGUAAUUAGCUUAUACACAGAGCUAACGUCAUUGCAAAAGUCGCACAGUGAGUGUGUUACUGAUUAUGUCAUCAGGGCUGAGACCGCAAUCACCGCUUUGAGGAACGCAGGUGUGGUACAAAAGGCCACAAAGCAAGGACAUGUCAGCGUAAACAGUGGUGUAGGCAGUGCAGAAGUACCACUCACCGCGACGCAACAUGCAGACGGGGAAAGCAGCGGGAUAACGCACAAAAAGUUUCCGCAGAGCCAAGUGACAGGGAGUAUGCUUUCCGGGCAAGCGACGCUGAAAUGCGGGUACAGAAUACCAAGAGGAAAGGCCUAAUGGUGGAUGCAGGUGCAACUUCACACAUCAUCACGGACAUCGAGAAGUUUCAGAGUUUUGACAGCAGUUUCCAGGCCAACACACACUGCGUGGAAUUGGCUGACGGCACUCGGUGCAACGGGGUCGCAAAGCACAGAGGAGACAAAGAGGUAUAUUUGGUUGACGGCACAGGACGGCGUGUCAAAGCAAUGCUAAGAAACGCGCUACACAUCCCAACAUAUCCACAGGACAUUUUCUCUGUGAAAGCAGCCACAUCGAAUGGAGCGACGGUGAUCUUCAAAGAAGGGAAGAACGUUCUGCUACAUAAGGACGGUACCAAAUUCCCCAUACAUGUGCACGACAAACUGUACUAUUUGCACACAAUAGACAAUGAAGGUGUUGAACAAUGUAAGAAGUGUUAUGAUUUGCAGACAUGGCAUGAAAUAUUAGGGCACUGCAAUCAUGGGGAUAUAAUUAAAUUGGAGGAAGUUGUUGACGGUAUGCAAA